Messenger RNA from Chondrus crispus (carragheen), 1952 nucleotides. RefSeq lists its product as hypothetical. Lineage: Eukaryota; Rhodophyta; Florideophyceae; Gigartinales; Gigartinaceae. The transcript is spliced from 2 exons. The coding region runs from base 1 to 1680 and encodes 559 amino acids. The record is from RefSeq and is a predicted model, not a curated record. Gene Ontology annotation, molecular function: phosphatase activity. Gene Ontology annotation, biological process: dephosphorylation.
AUGCACGGAGCACAAGCACAUGAGCAACGACUGGCGCAUACAUCUUCACUCUUUCAUCUCCUGGCGACCUCUCAGGGCGCAAUCAACCCUGCCCUCCCUUUGAAAGUCCCUCACCCCGCUCCUCUCCUCAAACAUUCGCUGAUUUGCACGCACACACAUGUCUCUCAUCGCCUCCUUGCUCUCUGCUUUAUGCGUCUAACCGCCUCUGCUGGCCACACUAUGUUCCCUUCAUUGUCCAUAUCACUCGUCCUCCUCCUUCUCGCCCUCCUCUUCUGCAGACCCACAUCCUCAGAAGUCAUCCAAGUACAGAUCAUCCACCGUCACGGCGCACGUCCUCCUCUCCGCAAGAACCCAACAAAUACUUCAGACGAAACCCGUCCGAUCAGUCUCUACCCAGAUGGCGUUGCCCAGCUCCAAGAGCUCGGUACAUACGUUCGCAAGACAUAUAUCAAUAGCGCUUCUAGUAUUGUCGACAUUGCCGAGACUCCGACAGGGCGCGACAUUAUCGCCCGAACAUCAAACCUGUACCGCACUAUCCUCAGCUCACGGGCCUUCCUCGAUGCCGUCUAUCCAGACGAAAAACUUGUCCCCCUUGUCCCCCUUGUCUUCGAGGAAGAGCGGAAUGACUGGAUACUCCGCGGAUAUUCCUUGUGUCCCGCUUUAGAUGAGCGCUUCGCAGAGUUUCGAGAUUCAGAGGAAUUCAAAAACAAACAGAAGGAAAAGCCAGAAGGACAGUCAGAGACCAAUGACGAUUUCGUCAUACGAAUCGCAAAGAACUUUGAUGACUAUAAAGAUGACGACGCGAAGGCCUCAUUCUUCAACGUCUGGGCAGUGUAUGACCGCUAUCUAAUUAUACAUAAUGAUGGUUACGGCGAGGAGAAGUGGAAGGAAGAUUCACCCGAGCUCCAAGGUGUCGACAAACUGUCAGAUGAGGAGCUCACGCGACUCAGGGAUCUAGCUGACUGGCACGAGACUCGUAAGUACGACUUCGGCGUUCAUAACAUCCACAUUGCCGGCGGCCUUCUCAGAACAAUUAUGGGGCAAGCUCGAAGAAUGCAGAAGUCAGGCGACAAGAAACCAAAUCACCGUAUUGUCGAGUACUCAGCUCACUAUCCCACCCUUCUAACACUUCUCGGUUCCCUCCGUGAGAAGAACUCAGACAGAAACGAAUUCCCGGCGGACAAAAUUCCAGGAUUUGGAGCCGCAAUCAUUUUCGAGUUGCACAGCGAUGAUAGCGAUGAUAGCAAAGGGCCAGUCAUGAAACUCAAAUGGUGGGAAGGAUACAGCGAAAGGAACGAAGACGCUGACGUGGAGUUCACCCCCUUUGCAAUUGGACGACAACCGUGCACAGAGGCUGAUGAAGGGUGCACAUUUGCGGACAUGGAGCGCUUAGUAGCGUUGGAUGACCUGGGAGAGAAGUCUUUUUGUGAAGACUGCGCCAGCUCAGCUAAUGUUUGCAAGGUUUCGAGAACGCAAGAAACGAGCGAGGAAUCCGAAGAUGCUCAAGCCCAAUGCGCAACAGGCACAAAAGUGGCUUCCGGAGUCAUCGGCGCUGUGGUUGGACUUAUCGUAGGCGUCUUGUUUGCUCUUUUUUAUAUCACACUGAGAGCUCGACGGAAACGAAAUCAAAUGGUCAUCCCUGAACGGGAGUUUGCAGCAGAAGGAGACUUCCUCGGAUAGACCUCAUUUUUGAUCAUUUUAUCAGGUAUUUAUGCAAUAUGGGAAUGCUUCGUCGGAGGUAUUCAGAGAGAGAUUCAAUACCAGGGGUGACCUGCGAUGCACUGCACUUCUUAAGUCAGAAUCCAGUGGAAUUUCGUUAACGAUGUUUCGUCGAUGUGGCGUAGAAAGGGCAGCACACGAGUCCUUGGUAAUAUGGGGUACGAACACUAAACGCUCACCUGUAAAUUCUUAAGCACAGCGAGAAGUAAAUCGUUUACGUGAGGAGGUGGCCU